GGAGUGGGAGGGGAGGAGGGACAGGCAGGGUUGGAGUGACGCCGCUUGGGAUAGUGUGUGUGUGUAUGUGUGCGUAUCUUGUCUUCUGAAAGUACGCCCAGUAAACGCCCACAGACUGUAAAGCAUGAGUUGAUCUGCUUAGUGGUGCCCUGUGAGGUUUGUGCCUCUCACGGAUCAAUGAGAACGGCACCGACGAAGAUGUGUGUAGAACGGGGAGCCAGCCACCGGUGACGACUCUUCCGCACGCACACGCCACCUCACCCACGCACAUACACCAGCACACGCAUGGGCGGAUAUGUCAUGACCGGCGUAGAAACUACGUGUGCACAAAGCAAAGCCGACGAUGAGGCUCCAAUUGAAAGAAGGCGAAAGAGAGCGAGUAAAGAGAAGAGGCAAAGGUGAACACGAAAGAAAAAAAAUCAGGUUAUCCCAAAGAGGAAAAGUAGUGAAAAGCAAAACGCGAACUUUUGCAGUCUGGAAAAGGAAUGAAAAUGAAAAGAAAUUAAUGAAGAUGAGAUGAAAGAGGAAAAGGAAAGUGGAAGAGAACAACGUUAAGUGAACUCGAAAGGAAAAGUGGAGUAAAAAGAAAGAACUCAAGUAAAGAUAUAAACAUCAGAUUUAUCCUAUCAAAAAAGAGAAAAAGAGAGGAGGGAAAAACGAAACAUGAUGAACGAAGAGGAAUUUAAGGAAACAAAGGAAUAAAAGGCAAAGAGAAUACACAGUUAUACGGAAACAAAAAGAAAGAAAAUAUCAAAGCUAUUCAUUAGUUUAACCACCAAAAAAUGAAGGCAAUAUGAAAGUGGAGCAGCAUAAUGACAACGAGAAAGUGACAGUAAAAGGAGAAGAACAGUAAUUGAUGUUAAUUAGAAGGAAGGAAAGACUGAAAAAGGAAACUGAAAACCUGAGUGAGAGAGAAGGUGCUAAGAGGAGGAAAAAGAGGAGGAGGAGGAGGAGCGAAAGAGGAGGAGGAGAAGGAGGAGAGCCAUGCCCAGGAGUUUCUUAGACCGUCAUCUCCAUCGGCGCCUCCAUCACGACUCCUCCACCACCACCACCACCUCCACCACCACCACCGCCACCACCAACACCACCGCCUCCUCCAACAGUACCUCUUCCUUCACCACCUCCUCCUCCGCCAGUCUGAGAAAAGGAGGUUCACGUCCCUGGCCGGAAGAAUGCUGUGGUAGCGAGACUGACCAGCUCCCCGAAGACAAUGCCUCCGCCUCCACCACCACCUCGACCAUCGCUGCCGCCGCCGCUGCUGCUGCAGCUACACUCCACUCCCCGCAGCAGCACCACCACCAGUACCUGGCCGAGCACCACCACUCCCUGUACCCAGGCCUGCCUGCGACGCUGUCAGGAGAGCCGCGGCCCUCUCAACUUUUGGAGGAUGAUCUCAAGGAAGUGCUUGCGCGAGGCUCCAAGUCUGGCGUGGGCGUGUUACUUCCCCUGGUGGGCGUGGUGGUGGGUGCGUGGGCUCUAGGAGCGUGGGGGGCGUCGUGGGCGUGGCUAGUCAUCAGUGUGGCCUUCACGUGGGCGCUGGUGACGGGGGCGCUGCAGAGGGCGGCCCAGGAUGCUGCAAGACACGAGUCACUCAGAUUAUCGCGGCGGCGGGCCCUGCAGGCGGACGAGAGCUGCGAGUGGCUGAACCUGCUGGUGAAUCGCUGGUGGGUAUUCUCCUCUGCUUCUAUCUUCGCCAGAGUGAAGGCCGCGCUGGACCCGAGACUCGCUGAGGCCAAACCUGCCUUCCUCGAGACCAUAUCCCUAAAACAACUCAGUCUCGGGGAGCGGACGCCAGUAUUGCGGAGCGUGCGGGCGUGGGACGUGACAACCACAACAGACCCUAGCAGUCCCCGCCGCCCACACUGCCCCACCCGCCCACCCCCAGGUCUGGCCCACGCCCCCACCCACACCAUAGCCCUCGUCUGCGACCUCGCCUUGGAUUCUGACUCGUUCUCCCGCGGUGCUCUCUGCAAGAAUCGGCGGGAAAGGGAUGGGCGUGGAGCUGGACGUGGGCGUGGAGAAGCUGGCGGUACUAGGGCGUGUGGUGGUGACAGCGACCUUGGACAUGGAGGCGCCCUUCCCUCACGUGUCCCGCCUCUCCCUCUCCUUUACCGAGAAGCCCCAAGUGUGGUUCAGCGUGAGGAUUCUGAAGGCUGUUCAAAUGAUGGAGCUGCCAGUGCUCAAGACAUGGCUGCACUCCCUUGUGAUGGAUGCCCUCUCCACCGCAUGGGUUGACCCUGGCCAACUGGAGAUCAACAUCCAUACCUCUGACAUCAUUGUCCCUGAGACACGUGCAGGUGACACGCUGGCUCAGGGGGUGCUCACUGUCAUUCUCUGGACCCUCAAAGGAACUUCAGGUCUGGACGAGGACAAGUGGGUGGUGGUGUAUGUGGAUGGGCAGCAGCAUGUAACGCCGUCCAUCACAUCACAGCGGUGGCAGGAGGCAUGCAGCUUCCUGGUGAGCUCCUCCCCUGGCAACCCACAACCUGGUGCUC
Molecule: messenger RNA, 2495 nt
Organism: Scylla paramamosain (green mud crab)
Lineage: Eukaryota; Metazoa; Arthropoda; Malacostraca; Decapoda; Portunidae
Exons: 10
Coding region: 985-2235 (416 amino acids)
Molecular function (GO): lipid binding
Source: RefSeq, a predicted model, not a curated record